Messenger RNA from Rhagoletis zephyria (snowberry fruit fly), 1046 nucleotides. RefSeq lists its product as uncharacterized. The record is from RefSeq and is a predicted model, not a curated record. Gene Ontology annotation, molecular function: structural constituent of ribosome. Lineage: Eukaryota; Metazoa; Arthropoda; Insecta; Diptera; Tephritidae. Gene Ontology annotation, cellular component: mitochondrion.
GUUGAAUUUUCCAUUCAUUUUUCUUUUUCAGGUCCCAAACGCACAAAGGCUAAAAAGUACGUUUUACCCCUUCUCAAAAGAAAAACAGCAGAUCGAAUUCCUCAGCAAUGAGCGUAGUUAAAUAUAUUGGUCGUACAACUGAUUUUCGCGGUAAGACACUGUGGGAGAUUGUGGGAAAUCUGCGGGACUCUGGUGUUGGCCGGCUCGUAAUACGUAACAAAUUCCAACGAUAUGAGGAGCCCUGCUAUAUGCGUAUACUUAAGGUGGAAGUUACUCCACAUGAUCCUGCCAAGGACCCUAUUCGUACAGGUCCCAAACGAACAAAGGCCAAAAAGUGGAGCUACGAAAAGUUACACGUAAGAAAUGCAGUGUUUACAAAAAUAUUGCGGCUCGCCGAACAGAUUGGUGGAACGCGANCGAACAGAUUGGUGGAACGCGGCCUGGAUUUGCAUCUGCGUGCAAAACGCGCCAAAGAUUGUCUGCGUUGGGGUUCUUUGAAUGUAGUGUUGCUAGCGAUACUGCUUUUCGACAUAUCUAAUCAGUGUCCAUAUUCAUACUCCAAAUGGUACUAUGUAGAAUAUUUGGCGGCUGCGCUAUCGGGACUUGGAGGAUUUUCAUGCUUCUUAAAGUACUUUCUCUACCUAUUCCAUACAAAUCCUUUAUUGGGCACAAAGGAACAGAAAAACUUACUCAAGUUUGAUGAGUGUGAUUCCUCAUUUGCUGUUACACCACCAGCGCAAAGAAAAAGCAAUCAUGCGAUGAUUUGGCGCCUAGUCAAAUCAGCAACGGCCCUGCUGCUCAAGCUGCACCACUAAAACCACGACCGCAUACAUCUAGCGCAUUGGAUGCAUCACUUACAGCAACGGCGCUGCCGGAAAUACCAAGGGCUUAGUAUUGCCACUGUUAUUCAUCCGAACGUGCUUUGUUGGAAACGUAAAGGCUGAGAAGAAGCCACCGUCCUCCGGCGGAUUUCGUUGUAGUGGAAACAUGCAUCAUAUGUAGCUGGUAACUUCUUCCGGAUACCGUGAGUACCUUAACCUUUUUAU